This is a messenger RNA of Corylus avellana, 1899 nucleotides long. Its product is annotated as laccase-14. Lineage: Eukaryota; Viridiplantae; Streptophyta; Magnoliopsida; Fagales; Betulaceae. Gene Ontology annotation, biological process: lignin catabolic process. Gene Ontology annotation, molecular function: hydroquinone:oxygen oxidoreductase activity; copper ion binding. Gene Ontology annotation, cellular component: apoplast. The record is from RefSeq and is a predicted model, not a curated record.
GAAGACAGGGACUUAUUGCAGUAUGGGAGUACAGAAGAUGGGUUUGAUCCUUGCUUUCCUUGGCUUUUGGUUCUUCGAUGGGCUGCUGCUUUCCUCUGCUUACAACGUCCACCAUUAUAGCUUCAUUCUGAGGGAGACGAAUUUUACUCGGCUGUGUACCACAAAGAGCAUGUUUACUGUAAAUCACCAAUGGCCUGGCCCAGCCAUUCAUGUUCGCAAAGGCGAUAGAGCGUUUGUCAAUGUUCACAAUGAGGGAGAUUAUGGUGUCACUAUUCACUGGCACGGAGUGAGGCAACCAAGAAAUCCAUGGUCUGAUGGUCCUGAGAACAUCACACAGUGCCCCAUUAAGCCAGGGAAAAACUUCACCUAUGAAGUUAUAUUCUCUACCGAGGAAGGGACUCUUUGGUGGCACGCUCACAGUGACUGGUCACGUGCCACAAUCCAUGGCGCCAUUGUCAUCUUGCCCCAACGCGGAACCACCUAUCCAUUUCCCAAGCCCUAUGCCGAGCAUGUCCUCAUACUCGCGGAAUGGUUCAAUGGUGAUGUCAAGGAAUUAAUCGACAAUGCCACGGCAACCGGUGGGGAUCCAACUCCAUCAGAUGGAUAUGCCAUCAAUGGCCAACUAGGAUUUCCAAAUAAUUGCUCCAAUGAUACAAGUUACCGUUUAUCAGUCGUGCCUGGCAAGACAUAUCUUCUCCGUCUAGUAAAUGCGGUGAUGAAUGAAGAAAUGUUCUUCGGAAUCGCAAAACACAACCUGACAGUUGUGGCGCAGGACGGCUCAUACAUAAAGCCGUUAACGACGAGCUACAUAAUGAUAACCCCAGGGCAAACGAUGGACAUCUUGCUCACAGCAAACCAGGCAGCAAGUUAUUACUACAUCGCCGCUUCGCCAUUCUUCGACUCCGGAGCUCCGUUCGACAGCACCAACACUUCGGCAAUUCUUCAGUACACAGGCACCUACACUCCUCCAACCUCCCCUGCCUAUCCGACCCUUCCGAAUGUCACCAACGUGGACGCCGCAGACAACUUCACAACUCGCAUCAGGGCAUUGGCAAGCCGCGAGCACCCCGUUGAUGUGCCCAAAAACAUCACCAAACAGAUCGUCAUCACAGUUUCUGUGAACCAGAUUCUUUGCGCAAAUGCAUCGUGCGGGGGUCCAGAUGGGAACAGGCUUUCUGCCAGCUUGAACAACAUAAGUUUCUCCACCCCAAAAAUUGAUAUCCUUCAAGCAUACUACAAGUCGUUGUCGGGAGUUUUUGACAGAGAUUUCCCGGCUAAGCCGCCGUAUGUAUUUAACUACACAGGAGAUGUGGGUAACAAUACGUUAUACCCACACGUGGCAACCAAGGCACAUAUCAUAAAGUAUGGGGAAUCCGUGGAAAUCGUGUACCAAGGGACUAAUAUUGGGAAUGCAGAGAACCAUCCGUUGCAUCUUCAUGGUUUUAGCUUCUACUUGGUUGGAACCGGUUAUGGCAAUUGGGACCCCGCCAAUUCCACCACAUACAAUUUGGUUGAUCCACCGGAUGUUAACACCAUCGGAGUUCCUAAAAAUGGAUGGGCUGUCAUUAGAUUCAUAGCCGACAAUCCUGGGGUUUGGUUUAUGCAUUGCCAUUUGGAACGGCAUGCGAGCUGGGGUAUGGACACUGUUCUCAUUGUUCUGAAUGGGCCUACAAACGAGACAAGCAUUCGGCCACCUCCGGCGAACUUGCCUACUUGUUCUUAGUUCUGAAAAGCUUGUGCUUCGACCAUCAAUGUCUACGAAUUCAAUGCAUAGAACGUUAUAUUUAAAUAAGAUAUUUCAAGAAAAUUGUCGUUUGCUUGUGUAAGAGAUUUGUAUUUAAGAUUAUUUGAACAGUUGUUUAGGAUUCUUUUCAAUUGUAUCCUCCUCUGUUUUUGUUU